GGGCAGCUUCCAAGUAAGAGGUGUUGUGCGGUCCUGUCCAGCAGCGUCCCAAAGAUGUCUUUUGCCAGAGUUCUGGUGGCGAUGGCGGUGCUGGGGCUGACCUCGAGUGCCCCCAGCCCGAGCGUCCUCGACCAGGGCUUCGCACGAGGAAGUGCCAGCGCCGGAGGGAAUGCGGGCGCCCGCGGGGCGUCGUCUCUCACUGCUGGCGCCGUUGGGGGCUCGGGCGCUGCUGGAGGAUUCGGCGCAGGAUUCGGAGGAGACCUGACUUCUCUCCUGCCCUUCCUCGAGAGCGAUUUUGAUCUGUUCGAGGCACCGGAGUUCGAUCUAGAGCCUGAGGACCUGUUCUUCAGUCAGCUUGCAGGUCUGGGAGGAAGAUUCGGCCCGCUCGGUGGAGUGGGAGGGGGACUCGGAGGAAGAACGGGAGGACCUAGCCAGCAAGGAGCAACGGCAGGAGGACGCGGGGGAAGAGCUGAGGGAGGACUCGGCCAGCAGGGAGCAACAACAGGAUUGGGCCAGCAGGGAGCAACAGCAGGAUUGGGCCAGCAGGGAGCAACAACAGGAUUCGGCCAGCAAGGAGCAAUGGGAGGAGCAUUUGGCCAGUUCGGAGGACUCGGCCCACUGGGAUUCUUCGAUGGCGAGGAAUUCCUGGACUACGAGGACCUUCUCUUUUCCUCCCUGUUCUGAGACUCGCAGGGAAGGGCGAGGUGGAAGCGAAGGGGGAAUUGGCCAAGGCAUAUAUUCCCAACCUAAAGGGAAUUAUUUAUUAUUAAUAUAAGGAGAAACUGAUUCAUCCUCUGCUCUCUCUUGUAUAUUUCCCUGAUUCAAAGGAAAUAGACGUAUCCCUUUGCAUCAAAAAGAUGUAAACGUGUAAAUAAAAGACCAAUGUAA
Messenger RNA from Penaeus monodon (black tiger shrimp), 888 nucleotides. RefSeq names its product glycine-rich cell wall structural protein 1.8-like. NCBI's taxonomy places the organism in Eukaryota, Metazoa, Arthropoda, Malacostraca, Decapoda, Penaeidae. Bases 55 to 684 code for a protein of 209 amino acids. The transcript is spliced from 2 exons. The record is from RefSeq and is a predicted model, not a curated record.